Messenger RNA from Gongylonema pulchrum, 483 nucleotides. Lineage: Eukaryota; Metazoa; Nematoda; Chromadorea; Rhabditida; Gongylonematidae. The record is from the annotation of a GenBank genome assembly.
GAUCACUUUUAUGAGAGUGACCGGUCAGAAACGCACGGCAGCCGACAUAUCGGUGACAGCGAGGAUGAUGAUUUGGUUGAGGAGGAUGAGAAUACAGAACCACCGUACAGUGGAACAGUCACACCAACUACCACUUUGAAAAGAGCCAAGGAAAGCUUUCUGCUACGGCAGAAUGUGAUUUUCAGGGAAUACGAGGAGCAAGUGAUGGAUACUGGUGCUGAAGGAUCUGGUCAAGCACACGAAAGCGAUGCCGGUGAAGAAAUCCCAAGUGGAGCCAGUGAUUUGGAGGAAGAAUCGAGAAAUCUGGCGGAUGAGGAAGAACUUCGGGAUUCUUCUAAAGAAUACAUCGAAUUUUCGACAGGUCAUUCGGAGCGUACCUCAUCAUAUUCGCUUUCCUCUGGAACGGAAUCACCUCAUCCCGUAGUUGCUCCAGCAGUUCCGGAGAAUUUUCCUGCUGAAAAAGAUGGAAGUCAUUCGAACUGA